ACUUCAACUAACCCUGACUUUCUCCACCUCUUUGUCGGAAACCUGACUGUAGGAAGUGUCAGACAUGGCGUGCCCCUUCCUUGAAGAGCCAGAAGAUGUUGAAGCCCAAAUUCUCCGCAGAGCUCUCCGCCGGGAGAGAGUGAUUAGAGCGCGUUUGGACAUUUUAUCAUUUCCUGAUGAUUUUCUGUGUGAACGUUACCGUUUUUCAGCACAAUCUAUAAUUUAUUUGAAUAACAUCCUCAGGGCUUAUAUUGCUCAUGUGACACAUCGCGGACAUUCUCUCUGUUCUGUACAUAUUAUUUGUAUUGCACUUCGUUUUUUUGCAAACGGGAGCUUUCUGUAUAAUAUUGGUGACGCUGAGCACGUUUCCAAGGCUACCGUCUGUCGGGCAGUCAGGAAUGUUACAGUUGCACUGAAACGUCUCCUGUACUCGUUUGUGGUGUUCCCCGGUCAUAGACCCACAAGAUUUAUCAAAGAGGGAUUCCACAAAAUUGCAGGGUUCCCAGGCGUGAUUGGCUGUGUAGAUGGCACUCACAUUCCAAUCAUUGCUCCUUCAGUAAAUGAAGGAGACUAUGUGAACAGGAAGUCUUUCCACAGCAUUAAUGUACAGAUCACAUGUGAUGCUGCCAACAUUAUCACAAAUGUGGAAGCCAAGUGGCCAGGCUCUGUUCAUGACUCACGAAUUUUUCGUGAAUGUACACUGAGCACAAAAUUUGGACAUGGAGAGUUCACUGGCUACUUGCUUGGUGAUAGGGGGUAUCCAGGUCUACCCUAUUUGCUUACCCCUUACCCUGACCCUGAACCGGGCCCACAGCAGCGAUAUAAUCUGGCUCAUUGCAGGACAAGAGCCAGAGUUGAAAUGACUAUCGGAAUGCUUAAGGCCCGGUUCCAGUGCCUUCACCCCAGAAAGGGCAUGUGACAUUAUUGUGGCAUGUGUGAUUCUUCACAACAUUGCCACAAUUAGAGGAGAACACUGUCCUUCUGAACCAAA
This is a messenger RNA of Oreochromis niloticus (Nile tilapia), 991 nucleotides long. Its product is annotated as putative nuclease HARBI1. The record is from RefSeq and is a predicted model, not a curated record. Bases 65 to 919 code for a protein of 284 amino acids. Lineage: Eukaryota; Metazoa; Chordata; Actinopteri; Cichliformes; Cichlidae. The transcript is spliced from 4 exons.